AUGUCUAGAAAAACUAAUGCUUGUUUGGGCCAAACCCAGACUGAGCCUUCCAGACCAGCUGCUUCUGAGAACAUUUCCAGACCAGCCACUGCUGGAAGAGUAGAACCCGAACCAGAAACUGUUUUCCCAGAACCUUUGAGUGUUCUGCAACAGUGUAAAAUUUUGGUCGACACGUAUAAGCCUUUUGACGAGGCCAAACCUGUCACUGACCAACCUAAGGGUUAUUUUCUGUUUAAGUUGGGACUUCCCAAGAAAACAGAGUCUUUCACUACUGAAGAUAUCCUCUUGGGUAUCUUUAGACCUAUUUUAUUUGAAAUGAAGAGGAAACAGGACGCCGAAGACCAGCGUGCUCAUGAACUCUUCAUGGCUCAGUUCACCAAACCUGCCUGUCCUGAGCCUACCAGUAUUACCAGUACUGUCGUUUCUGAACCUCCAGUCGUCGAUGACGGCUGGACAACAGUGCAAAAGGGCAAGUCCAGCAAAACAUUCAAGCCUAAGGCUCUUGCUGGACACACCAUCCCAGGUGCACUCAAAACCAUGACAAAGAGCACAAAGACAUCUGUCAUGACCUUUGUACCUGCUCUUUCGGCACUUGGGCCAUCUAAUACCAAGAAAUAUAAUACCUACGAGGCUUUAGACGUUGAAGACCUUACCCAGUCGUCCGCUUCUGAAUCAGAGGACAUCUUUUCUUCUCCUAGCCUGGUCUGUGAGUUCUAA
Messenger RNA from Candidozyma haemuli, 717 nucleotides. RefSeq lists its product as uncharacterized. NCBI's taxonomy places the organism in Eukaryota, Fungi, Ascomycota, Pichiomycetes, Serinales, Metschnikowiaceae. The coding region runs from base 1 to 717 and encodes 238 amino acids. The record is from RefSeq and is a predicted model, not a curated record. The transcript has a single exon.